Messenger RNA from Penicillium brasilianum, 3454 nucleotides. NCBI's taxonomy places the organism in Eukaryota, Fungi, Ascomycota, Eurotiomycetes, Eurotiales, Aspergillaceae. The record is from the annotation of a GenBank genome assembly.
CGCUCAUUGCCAUUGCCUUCCCAGCGAUAAUCAUCCUUCGAUGGGCCUCGUCUGUUGCAGCUGCCGCCGUAAACUGCCGCGUCUGAUUCUUAGCUCCAUCGCUAACCGGGAUCCCGAUAAGUCCGUGCAGGGCAGGAACUAUCAGAGACACAUUGCCCUGGUCGGUGGAGCCGGCCAUGAGAAGCUCAUCGUGGGACAGAAUUGUUUCUCCCAGAUCGCUCAUACACUCCUGAAAGCAUCCACAUAAAGGUGGAUUCACUACCAAAUCGGCAUAGAUUUGAGUUUCUUCUAUAUCCACAGAACACUCAGUAGCCAAAGCACCUGCUUCCAGGCAUUUUUUGACGCGGGCCCCAAGUGCUCGUGUUCUUUCGAUUGUUCGGCUGCGGAUCGUAUAUUUGGUGCAGGUAAGCUCGGGGAUAGAGUUUGUUGCUGUAGGUGCCUGAAUUAUGGCUCCAUGAAUUCGCUCGUCCGUUCUUAUCUGCUGGCGUAACAUCGAGAUACCGUUAUAUGCCAUGACCAGCGCGUCGAGGGCAUUUCUACCUUCCUACGGAUUAGCAGCCGCGUGGGCGCUGACACCCUUGUAGGUGGCCACAAUAUCGUAGCAGGAAAUGGAAGAUCGACCUGCGAUGCCUACUACUUGGUCCUUGGGAAAUUCUUCCUCCGACAAAGGGUACCUGGAAUUUUCAGCCAGCUUCCAGGCACGACUUUGGGAUCUAUGCACCUCAAAGGGAGGACUAGAGGGCGUACGCCAUUAAAGAAGCAUCCACAUUUUCGUAUGCCCCGCCCGAAUCAAAUCAAUUUUACCCCUGCAAUCUUCUUCGGCUGGGGUGCCUAGGAGUUGGGCUUGGCCAGGAAGACCAAAUUGCCGACUACAUAUGCCAGAGCGAUGAACCCAGCGAUGCUAGCAGUCGCAAUAAGAUUAUGCCCACAUGCAUGUCCGAGGCCAGAAAGAGCGUCGUAUUCUGCAUUAAAGUUCACACAUCGACCAUGCGAGUUGCCAGCUUUGGCCGUAGCUUCAAAGGCAGUGCGAAGCCCGUAAGCAUGUCGAGUAGUGUGUAUGCCCAGUGACUCGAGAAAGCCGCAGAUACUCUCAUGGGCAAUGUACUCCUUGUAUGCCAAUUCGGGGUUUUCCACGAUCUAAAAUUUUCCGUUAGUAACAGGAGGGUCCUCCCAUUUUUCGGAGCGCACCUGUUUGUUGAGUGCGCGCAGAGGCUGUUCCAGACUCGCGAUGUAGGUAUCAAUGGCCGCUUGGACCUCGUUCUUGGUUGGGAUUGCCAUGGCUGUAGCCUUCUCGUCUUAGACUUGCAACGUAAUCUGCGGGCGGCUUGUCGGCGGUCUCUUUUAUAUUGGUCCGAUACCGACCAGGUCUAGUCCCAAACUAGUUCGACUAUAGUAUGCGGUGCCGAAGAUAAUACCACUGCGGCGCAAAAACACACGAUUGGCUGCGACUCCUCUUUGAUGUCCCCACAUGAGGAUGUAUCAUGAUGUUUAUAAAGAUCAGGCCAACAGCGCGGCGUUGACGAGCCAAAGGCAUAUUCACAUCCAGCACUUGAUUUAAUUUUUGAAAACAUUUUCCUUCUCGUCUUUCAAAACGGCAAAAUGACCUUGUUAACGUGGCAAGAAAAGGUCGCCGCCAAACAGGCCGAGGCCUGGGCGAAAAUACCCUCCGAAUGGCGAUUGCCUGCAGAUAUUCUGCAGCAAGUGGAAAGCGACAAACUGAAUAUCCUCGAUGUCCCUGCAAAGUGUGGUAUCCUCAACAAUCAGGAGCUCAAUAUCACUGAGAUACCGGAUGCAACUGCACUCCGAGAUAAGCUAGCUGCUGGCGAACUCAGCGCCACCGAGGUGACCACGGCUUUCUGCAAACGUGCUGCUGUUGCACAGCAGUUGACUUUCUGUUUGACGGAGACAAUGUUUCCUAAGGCAUUGGCGAGAGCAAAAGAGUUGGAUGAGUACCUCAAGAAGUCUGGAGAGCCAAUUGGCCCUCUCCAUGGCGUUCCGAUCAGUCUGAAAGAGACCUUCAACAUUGAGGGUGUUCCAACGUCGCUAGGUUUCGCAUCCUUUCUGGAUCGUCCACCUGUCGGCCAAAAUUCAGCUUUGGUGGACAUUCUGCUCAAGGCAGGAGCGGUUCUGUACGUCAAGACCAACGUUCCGCAGACCAUGAUGACAGCCGAUUCGCACAACAACGUGUUUGGCCGCGUGUUGAACCCAAACCGUCGCAACCUUACGGCAGGUGGCAGCAGUGGAGGUGAAGGCGCACUGGUGGCCAUGCGUGGAUCUCUCCUAGGGAUUGGCACUGAUAUCGCUGGCUCGAUUCGCAUCCCAGCCUUGUGUUGUGGGACUGUGGGCUUCAAGCCCAGUGUCGGUCGUGUGCCAUAUGGCGGGCAGACGAGCGCUGGUCGCCCUGGUAUGACCGGCAUUGCCCCGGUUGCCGGACCACUGUGCCACUCGAUGCGUGAUGCAGAGAUGCUUCUGCGAGUAGUCUUUGAUGCGCCAAGUGAUGACAUGGAUGAUACGGCACUAGGAUUCCCCUGGAUUGAGCCGAGCCCGAGCGCUUCAAAGAAGCUCAAGAUCGGAAUCUUACCAGAAGAUCCACGGGUACCAUUGCACCCAAACAUGCAGCGAAGCUUGGCUAAGGCCGCGGAGAAGCUUGCUAGCGCUGGUCACCAAAUUGUGGAUCUCUCCGAACAAAUCAAAUACAUAGGAGCUGCGGCGGAUGUCUCGUUCCGCUUCUUCCGUAUCGACCCCGAUCAGACACAGUUGCAACACAUCCGUAAUUCGGGCGAGCCCUUUAUCCCGUCACUUCGAUUUACAUACGAUCUCGAAGCAAAGGGCCCCGAGCCAACCCUUCGUGACUUAUUUGAUUUGAAUGUCGCAAAGGCCGAAUACGCGGCCAAGAUGCGUCUCGUUUUCCUCGACAACGACCUCGAUGUGAUUCUUGGGCCGGGGUACCAGGCUACCGCUGUACCUCACGAUACUUUCGGGGUCCCUAAUUAUACAGUCCUUGCUAAUUUGGUUGAUAGCCCUACUUGUGUGAUCCCAUUCGGUAGGUCAUCUGAGACUGAUGAUGCUGCAUUUGUGCGCAGUGUCAAUUAUGUGCCACCCUACGUUCCCGAAACUGUCGAGGGCGCUCCAUGCCACGUACAACUGAUUGGCCGCCGACAGAAGGAUGAAGCCCUAGUACAACAUGCGCUGAUUGUGGAGAAGGUUUUGCGCAGCUGAUAUUUCCAAUACGAAAUACAGUGAAUUAUCAUAGGUUUGGACCUCUCGAUCUAACUUCGAAAUUAUCCUCUUAGUCAUUCUUGUAUAUGAGAAGUACAUCGCGAGAUAUCACCAGCUCUCUCUGGAAAGACAAUUGAGAAGACAUUCCGUAAGAUCUAUAGAGAGAGACAGAGAGGUUGAAGCGUAUCUGACUGACUUUUUCUUUUAUCUCCUGUAUCAAAUGUUUGAACUAUUG